AUGCCCUCCUCGAUGCCUAGCCCAUUGCGCCUAAUCUUCCGAGACCUCUUACUCUGCGUAUCUCUCGCGUCGCUCACCGUUCUCGGCAUCAUACACGCUCUCCUCCACAUCCUACACAACCGCUUCCUCUCCCAAUUGCUGCAAGUGCAGGCUGAUGGAGACUCAACGGCAGCAGCAGUGCUGACGGUGGCAGAGCGUCUUGCGAACGUUGCCAGCCUUCACUCGCACCUGACCCUCGUAUUCAAAAUCACCCUGGCGUCGAGCGUUUUGGUGCUGGCCCUACGGGAGCUGGUCGUACUCCUUGGCAUCCGAAUGGGUUGGUGGGAGAAUUGUUCCGAAGAAUCAGAGAGGCUGGCCUGGUUGGAGGAUGCAGUCUGGGAUGCUGAUGUCGCGGAGAAGACAUCUGUUGCGACUGUGUGGCCCGAACAUGUCUCGGAGAAACCAAUCGUCCCUGUGUCCCCGGAGCAGCUCCUCGCCGCGCUAUAA
Molecule: messenger RNA, 486 nt
Organism: Mycena indigotica
Lineage: Eukaryota; Fungi; Basidiomycota; Agaricomycetes; Agaricales; Mycenaceae
Exons: 2
Coding region: 1-486 (161 amino acids)
Source: RefSeq, a predicted model, not a curated record